GCCCAAACUGGGGGAACUGGUGGCAGGUGUGGAGGAGAUCCUCUCUUAGGUGGAAACCUGGAUGCAAUUCCAGACUCUGCCGCUUUUCCCCUCCUCCCGGAAAUCCUCCUGGAUCAUCCCUGCCCCCCCCCCAUCCCUACCCUCGGGCAUUCGAUGUCACCAGCCCCUGAGCCAGGGUGAGAUCGACCGCUUCCAGUCUUGGUCGGUCCCCCAUGGUGGUGUCCGUCGGGGCCUCUGUCCAGCCCUCUGCGGUGACGGAGUGACGGCCUACUCAGGGUCCUCCCUGGGCCUUCAGAGCCUUUUCUGUCAAAGAAGGGCAUUGAACUAAACAGCCUCUUCAGGCGUUAACGUUUUGUCCUUUCCACUCCUUUUUUUUCCUUGUUAAGGGCGUGGAUGGCAUCCGGGCGCCCUGAGGAGCUAUGGGAAGCCGUGGUGGGGGCAGCCGAGCGUUUUCGGGCACAGACAGGUACGGAGCUGGUGCUGCUGACAGCCGCACCCCCGCCCCCACCGCGGCCCGGCCCCUGUGCCUACGCAGCCCAUGGCCGGGGAGCCCUGGCCGAAGCUGCCAGGCGCUGCUUACAUGACAUAGCACAGGCCCACCGGGCAGCUGCUGCCAGGCCCCCUGCACCACCCCCUGCAACAGAGCCCCAGACCCUUAGCCCAAGGAGUUCCCCCCAUCCUCGGAGGCCAGAAGACAAGAAGGAGGAGGAAGAUGGCAAUGAGGAUGAGGAAGAGACAGAAACAGAGACAUCAGGGAGCAGACUAGGACUGGGAGAUGACGGAGGCCUGUUUGUGAUGGACGAAGACACUGCCCACGAGGACCUGCCGCCGUUCUGUGAGUCGGACCCUGAGAGCACAGACGACGGGAGCCUGAGCGAAGAGGCGCCCGCUGGCCCUCCUUGUGUGAGCCAGGCCCCCCAGCAGUACGCCAAGUCCCUGCCGGUGUCAGUGCCUGUCUGGGGCUUCAAGGACAAGAGAACAGAGACCAGGUCCUCGGAUGAGGAGAACGGGCCGCCCUCCUCCCCGGACCUGGAGCGCAUCGCGGCCAGCAUGCAGGCGCUGGUCCUGCGCGAGGCUGAGGGCUCCCAGGUGUUUGGAGACCUGCCCCGGCCCCGCCUCAACACCAGCGACUUCCAGAAGCUAAAGCGGAAAUACUGAGGGCGGGGUGUGGAUGCCUGCCUGCACCUCCCUCUCCCCUUUCCCCUCUCCUUUAUUCUACCUAUCCCCUGCAUCUGGCGGGUUUUGCCCUCUGGCCCCGCCCCUGGCACGCCCAGGCCUGGCCAAUCCCGGAUCCGUUCGCUGCCCCACCCUCCCUGAGGGGUUUCAUUUUUUCUUGCUCUUCCCGUGCGUUGAGGGAGGGUAGUGGAAGUAUCCAAUCAACUCCCCGAGUAGGCUCCCUUUUCCGGGGCAUCCUUUAGGGGAGGAUGCGGGGUUAUCCAAUCAGCUCCUCGACGGCCCUGGUGUUACCCCCUUGGCCAAUCGCAGCCUUAGGUCCUUUGGGCCUUCCCCUUUUAGGAGAAUCCAAUCGAUGCCUGAACUGCCAGAGGCUCCGCUAUUCGGGGAAAAGACCUUACCACGGGGAAGCCUCAACUCUCGACACUACAGCCGCCCUGUUCUGGUCCCGCCCCACCUCAGGGAUGGCCCAAUUGCAUUAGUACCUAUCCGAUGACGCUACCCACCCCACCCCCAAUUGGCCUGUUCCUGGGAAGGGUUUAGCCGAUCAGCUACCCCUUGCCCUCGGGGGCUCGCUGAGCCUCCGUUCCCACACAUGCCUUAAAGGGCCCUGCCCGCCCGUGUGAGGGUGGGAAGGGGCAGGGGGAACGCCUGCGAAUAAAGAGUUUGACUUUGA
Trichosurus vulpecula (common brushtail) is the source of this 1849-nucleotide messenger RNA. It is a transcript of the gene AKT1S1, whose product is annotated as AKT1 substrate 1. Gene Ontology annotation, biological process: neurotrophin TRK receptor signaling pathway; negative regulation of TOR signaling; negative regulation of protein kinase activity. NCBI's taxonomy places the organism in Eukaryota, Metazoa, Chordata, Mammalia, Diprotodontia, Phalangeridae. Gene Ontology annotation, cellular component: cytoplasm. Bases 394 to 1158 code for a protein of 254 amino acids. The record is from RefSeq and is a predicted model, not a curated record. The transcript is spliced from 4 exons.